Molecule: messenger RNA, 4359 nt
Organism: Oppia nitens
Lineage: Eukaryota; Metazoa; Arthropoda; Arachnida; Sarcoptiformes; Oppiidae
Exons: 19
Coding region: 27-4232 (1401 amino acids)
Biological process (GO): proteolysis
Cellular component (GO): cytosol
Molecular function (GO): serine-type endopeptidase activity; thiol oxidase activity; oligopeptidase activity
Source: RefSeq, a predicted model, not a curated record
AUAGUAAAAAAAAGUAUUAUAACAAAAUGUAUUCAUCAAUUCAAAGUGCAUCAAAAUUAUUGUCAUUAUUAUUAUAUUUAUUAAUUGGUAUAUCUAUAACCAAUGUUUUGGCUGCCUAUCAAUAUCCUAAUGUUAGACGAGAUGAUAAAAUUGAAGAUAACUUUUGGGGCAAAAAACUUAAAGAUCCCUAUCGUUGGUUAGAGGAUCCGGAUAGCAAUGAGACUAAAAAGUUUGUCAACGAUCAGAAUGGUGUUACCCAACCAUAUGUCAAGAAAAACAAAAACAGGGAUCAGAUCACUAAAAAUUUUAAAGAUAUUUACAAUUAUCCAAAAUAUGGCGUUCCCUUUAAAAAGGGCAAUAAAUACUAUUAUUGGGCCAAUACGGGUCUACUCAACCAAAAUGUCUAUUACUCGGCCGAUUCGUUGACAUCUGAAGCCAAAGUAUUUUUAGAUCCAAACCAAUUGAGUGCCGACGGCACCACAUCUUUGCAUUUUAUUUCAUUUUCCAAAGACGGCAAAUACUGUGCCUAUGGUAUCAGCAAAGGAGGAUCCGAUUGGAUUACCAUUAAGAUUAAAGAUACGCAAACACUAAAAGAUUUACCCGAAACUCUGACCAAAAUUAAAUUUUCGUCGACCGCCUGGACUCACGAUAAUCUCGGCUUCUUUUAUGCCUAUUAUGAUGAGUAUACCGGACCGGGUGAGGGAACCGAUCCGAAACCACCGGAAAAUCAAAAAUUAUAUUAUCAUAAGAUUAAUACAAACCAGGAUCAAGACAUUAUGAUAACCAAAUUCCCGGAACAUCCUAAAUGGCUUAUUGGUACACCUAUAGUCAGUGAUGAUGGCAAAUAUGUACACAUCUUUCCACAGGAGGGAACGUCAACUGUUUCGUGGUUUUUUGCAAAACUGUCGAAACAGCCCAUCAAUCAAGAGCUGCCGUUUACGCCCGUAAAAGACAAGGCCGACGCCGAAUACUUUUAUGUGACCAGUGAUGACAACUUAGUCUAUAUGCGUACCAAUAGAAAUGCAGCAAAGUUUCGGGUCGUGAGAGUUGAUCUCAAUCAACCCGAUGAGUCCAAUUGGGAGGUUAUACUACCCGAACAUGAAAUCAGUGUUCUCAACGAUGUUGUGGCAGUUAAUAAAAAUUAUAUGGCAGUCAUUUAUAUGAGAGAUGUGGUCCAUAUUAUUGAAAUACACCGAUUAAGUGAUGGACAAUACUUGUGGGACGUCGACACACCCAUUGGUACUGUCAAUGGUAUUAGUGGUGACAGAGAUGGCAAAGAGUUAUUUUACAAGAUAUCAUCGUUUCUGAGUCCAGGAGUUAUCUAUAGAUAUGAUUUCAAUACUAAUCCAAACACUAUUAGUAUUUUCAAAGAAUCUAAAGUUCAAGGACUAGACAUCACUGAGUUUGAGACAAAUCAAGUAUUUUUCAAGAGUAAGGACGAGACAGUACGGGUGCCGAUGUUUUUAGUACACCGAAAGAAUAUCAAACUUGACGGCUCUAAUCCAACCCUACUCUACGCUUAUGGAGGUUUCAAUAUAAACAUCGAACCGGGAUAUGACCCGUUGGCCACGUUUUUCAUUAAACAUCUUAACGGAGUCUAUGCGUUGGCUAAUAUUAGAGGCGGAGGAGAGUACGGUGAGAGUUGGCACGAGUCGGGUAUGAAAUUAAAGAAACAAAACGUUUUCGACGACUUUGCUUCAGCUGCUCAAUGGCUCAUCAAUAAUAAGUACACACGAAAGGACAGACUGACAAUCAAUGGUCGCUCAAAUGGUGGUCUAUUGGUGGGCGCAGUUAGCAAUCAGAGACCCGAUAUAAUUGGAUGUUCAUUGGCUAACGUGGGUGUGAUGGAUAUGAUACGGUUCCCAAAUUUUACAGUAGGCUGGGCCUGGACUGAGGAGUACGGAAAUCCUCAAACUAAUCAAACAGAGUUUGAAUAUAUUCUCAAGUAUUCACCGUUGCAUUCAAUAAUAGAUGUUCCGCCAAAAUAUCCAGCAAUGCUUGUAUUGACCGCCGAUCACGACGAUAGGGUAGUGCCGGCCCAUUCAUACAAGUUUAUCGCACAACUUCAGUACCAAUUGGGCAAUAAAUUACCGGACACUCCGCUCAUGAUUAGAAUAGACACCAACUCGGGUCACGGCGCGGGAAAACCGAUAUCCAAAUGGAUUGAAGAGUAUACAGAUAUCGUAUCAUUUAUAUUGAAUUCAUUGAAUAUUGAUUAUCCCAAACAACCAAUAAUUAUAACAAAAAUGGCGUCACUUCGGCGGUCAAAUGCCGCCAAAUACUGGACACAAUCGCUGGCGAUCACAGUAUUGGCAUUAAUGAUGACAAUUGGUUCGGCAUUUCCCGGUUUCCUAUCGGGUUCGGCCAUCAAAUCGCUAUACAAUUUCAACGAUCCGGACAUCCGAUCGCUGACUGACACCAACUUUACUCAUCACGUCUACGACGACAAACGUAACUCAGGUCGCGUCCAAUUGAUCCAGUUUUACAACAGUUGGUGCGGCCAUUGUAUUGCAUUUGCGCCGACGUUCAAGGAGUUGGCCCGACAGGUACGCACGUGGCGUCAAUUGUUGGCCAUUCGGGUCGUAGACUGCGCUCAAGACAUCAACACUAAACUAUGUCGCGAUAUGAAUAUCAAUGUCUAUCCGACGCUCAAAAUGUAUUGGUUUAAUCCCAAACACGACGAUAAAGGCGUUGAACUCAAUACCGAUGAACGAUCAUCGGAUGGCAUACAAAAAGGUAUUAUUAAAUGGAUGGGCGAGAACUGGUCACGAGGAGUGCCUCGCCAAUGGCCAGACCUGAUGCCAGUGGCGGCCGAAUCGAAAGAGCGAUUUAUUAAACUGCUUCCCAUCGAAAAAGGACUUCCAAUUGUAUUGAUUAUCGAAAACGAAAAGUCAUAUUUGGGACGACAGGUGAUAUUAGACCUAAACAAAUACCAGUCAUCGGUUACAGUGUUGCGUAUGUUGGAGUCGACUGACACUUUAAUCAAAGAGAUAUUACCGGAACCGUUGAACAAUUACAAACUGCCAAUAAUGUUGAGCAUCACAAACAAAGACUAUAUGUUUAAAUUGCUGUCGAAGAAUAUUUAUUCAGACAAAGAUAUUCGUUCAGAGUUUAUCCGAAUUAUAAAAAAACAAUUCGUUUCCAAUAGUGACGACUUGGACACUGAUAGAGAGGUCAGUGUUCAACAAUUAGCGCCCAACAAACAACCUGAAGACUCGUCGGUGGCCAAAAUCAUGGGUAGUAUCGAGAGUCCGACCACUGGUCAACGUCUAUCGAUGGUUGACCUCAACAAUGCACUCCGAAAUUCACUUUUUCAUGAGGUGGCACUCAAGAAGACAUUAAACUCAACUCAUUUAAAUGCACUCAAGAAUUACUUAACAGUACUUGAACUUCAUUUUCCGUUCCAAUCAAACAAAAUGCAAACAUUUGUUAAAUACCUCAACGAAUGGUUGUCAAAGAAGCGGGUAACUGAUGUGGAUGUAGAGGACAUGUUGGCCACAAUGAAGACAUACGAAGAAUACUAUCACUUUCCAGAGAUGAAGCCGUGGAGUACGUGCGCUGGCAGUGAUGCCAAAUAUCGGGGAUAUCCCUGUUCUAUGUGGACUAUGUUUCACACAUUAACAGUUGCUGAAUACAAGAAUACUCUUCGGUCACAAAAGUGGUCGACAUUGCAUUCAGUGUUAUAUGCAAUGCGUGAUUACAUUAAAAACUAUUUCGGCUGUACGUAUUGUGCGAAACACUUCCAGGAGAUGUCCACUGAACUGGAGUCUACGCUAACCUAUCCGAACAGUUCGGUACUAUGGCUGUGGAGGGCUCACAAUCGAGUCAACAAACGACUUCAUGGAGACCCCAGUGAAGAUCCAAAGCACCCGAAACAACAAUAUCCUACUCGAGAGGACUGUGCCGAAUGUUAUGACCCAAAUGGCCAGUUUGUCGAACGAAAUGUAUUCGAGUUUUUGUUACGACAUUAUUCGGCCGAUAAUAUUGUUAAAGACGAAUCGGAAUUGAAAGCCGAAUUACGGGCCGACAGUGUUAAAUCAGGCGAUGAAAGUCAACGAUCGGCCAAUACUUCAAUCAAAGCAAUUAACGUAUUUAAUAAUAUGGACUAUAGUUUACUACUCAUAUUGUAUAUAUCGUCGGCGGCCAUACUUCUGACCAUUUGUGUCUAUCUUAAGAUAAUUAAGCGAAGAAGAGGCCAAAAAUACAAUACACUUAAACCGUCGUUCGCUUAAAACUGAUUGACUGUCAACCAAACGGACAUUAUUUUAAUGAUUAUGAUAUUAACGAAGUUUACCGUAAAUUUUAAUAUCAUAAUUUAAUUUUAAUUUAUAUACAACUUAUUGUUUUGUAUAUUAUUUU